Molecule: messenger RNA, 1320 nt
Organism: Cyphomyrmex costatus
Lineage: Eukaryota; Metazoa; Arthropoda; Insecta; Hymenoptera; Formicidae
Gene: Lrr47
Product: Leucine-rich repeat 47
Exons: 4
Coding region: 55-1320 (421 amino acids)
Cellular component (GO): cytoplasm
Molecular function (GO): protein binding
Source: RefSeq, a predicted model, not a curated record
AUUACAUUUGCUGUUCCGAACUCAAUUUACUUGUGCAAAACGCGGUAAACGAUUAUGAAGUUUCACUGCUACAUCGAGAUUUACGACAGAACAUUAUCUGUUUGCUCGCAGAGAAAGUCACAAUCGAUUUUAGCAUUCAUGAAGAAAUCGAUCGAAGAUGACAAUGUGACUCUGUAUCUGCAAACACGACAGAAUAAGCAUGGCACUAAGUAUCAGAUUGUUAAUAAUGUUGAAAAAGUGUUCACGAAGUUUAUCGCCGAUGGCAAAGUUACAAUAAGACUGACACAACCUUGUCACGAUCUGAUAAUUCAGAGUGAUUUAAUUCAAUUGAAUAGCUUUCUUCGUAUAUUGAAUUAUGUAGUAAAUAAACAUUCUCAGCAUAGUGACGCUGUAAUGAACCAGUACAUGGUUAUGCCUAAUGUGGUUUUCAACUCGAGUCAUUUCUCCUUGAGAAAAGUCAAAGUUGUAGUGAAGAAAAAAUCUGAAUAUCCAACAUUACAAGGUUUUCCAAGAACUACAGAGCAACUAAUUUUAAGUGGACUAAGCAGGAAGUCAUUUGAUCGACAAAUUUUGCAUUUGCAAAGUCUAAGAAUUCUAGAUUUGUCAGACAAUAACAUCUCUUAUUUGCCAAAGGAGUUAGGCACUUUACCUCAUCUUCAAAAACUUCUACUGUCACAAAAUAAUCUUGGAAAAUCACCUAGAUCCAAGUGGACAUGGCUAGAACAAACUGCCAUUAAGCACAAUUUGCAUUUCUUAGAUAUAAGUAGUAAUUUAUUAACUAAAUUGCCAAUACAAAUCAAAAACCUAAGUGCCUUGGUGCAUCUAAAUGUUAGCCAAAAUGCAUUGAUACAUCUACCACAUAAUAUUAGAAUUCUACAAAAUCUAAGAGUUUUGGAUGUAGCAAAAAACAAUUUACUGUAUUUACCAGUGACCAUCACACAUCUGCGAUUACAGCUUUUAGAUGUUACAGAAAAUCCGUUUAUCAAAGUCAUUAAAAAUGAUGUUUGUGAUAGUGAUAGUAUAAUGACAAUAAGGAUGACAAAUCUUGUAGAAUGGUCAGCUAAAAGCAUUCUGAAGUCUAGGAUAACAUAUGAUGCAAGUAUAAUACCGUAUACAUUGGUGAAUUAUUUGGAUGAAGCUAAAUGCUGUCACUCAUGCAAAACUGCAUGUUUUGAUAAUUAUAUAAGGAAGCUCAUAUAUCUACCUCUACUAUGUGUAGAGAUAAAAACGUCAGUAUUUACGUCAGCUUUCAAAUUUGAAUCCUAUUUUUGUUCGUUACUCUGUGCUAGCAAUUAUCCUGUGUCGAAUACAAGAUUUUAG